AUGUGGACUGCUAAGGAAGAUCAACCCGGCGAUGUGUUGGGCCGCACGAGCGCCAAUUCGGAAGUGGUGCUAGUGGAGGGCCAAGGGUUGGCCAACUCCACGGCAGCGCCAACUGUGGCGAAUCUAAACGUUACUAAAUCCUCCCGGGUCCACAUUGGCCCUAAAUUCGUGUCUGUGACGCAGAAUCUACAAAACACAGAGGUUAUAAAAGGCCGGUUUCUGGGCCUAGAGUUGGUGUCAUCCAAGCGAGCGCGCAGGCUACGAUGUAGCGUCGCGGUCUUCGUGUGUUGGGCAUUUAUUGUCGCUUCUGCUCUCGCCAUCUACCUCAUCUACGUCGCCUUACCCCGGCAGCAGACACGCCUAGACAUAGGUCUUAACGAGCCAUGGUACCUGCGUCGUGCUGACUGGCAAGCAAUGCCGCCCUACGGAAUAGAAUUUCUCAACUUACCUUUGCCGUACGUCAUAAUUUGUCAUACCGCAGCAAAUUACUGCAACCAACGAUACUCGUGCAUAGAGCAAAUGCUUAUUAUACAACAAGACCACUUGCGGAGGGGAUUGUAUGACAUCGGUUCAAAUUUCUUGGUUGGUGGCAAUGGACUGGUGUUCGAGGGCCGUGGUGCCAACGUCUUUGGAGCAAUGAUCACGUCUUGGAAUGUAAAAAGCAUCUCGAUAACAUUCAUGGGCAACUAUAUGACAGAUGAAACGGUUCAAGAGCAGUUUGAUAAUGUCAAUGUACUUUUGGAGGUCCUAGUAAAAGAAGGGGUCCUGCAACCAGACUAUACCUUGUACGGACACUGUCAAGUAUCCCCAGAUACUUUUUCUCCUGGACAACACGUCAUUCGAAGAUUAGAUAACUUUGCUCAUUGGAACAAUUACAACAUGACAGGAUGCCUCAGAAGU
This is a messenger RNA of Iphiclides podalirius (scarce swallowtail), 900 nucleotides long. Lineage: Eukaryota; Metazoa; Arthropoda; Insecta; Lepidoptera; Papilionidae. The record is from the annotation of a GenBank genome assembly.